CAAAAGGUCACAUAUGACGGAAAGCUCAAUAAGUUGAUUCGAUCCACGCCCACCAUCCCACUCACCAUCCUUUCCAGUCCUCUUACACUCUACUUGCUUCCCUUACCGCGUUGUACACCUCUCACUCGAGUCCAAUCCCUCUCGCAACCCCUCGUUGGACUUUGUUUGCAUUCACGGUACACUGGUUGUGCAACACUGCCUCUAGGCAAUCUAUCCCUCUCGAUCCUCGUCACGCUCAAACAUCAAUAAACACCUAACCCAUCCGCCCCAACCGAAAACGAAGCCACUACCGGUGAAGGGCACUCUUCCCGUGCAUCUCAUCCUUUCCUCGCCAAUUCUUCACAAUGGCCGAUCAGGAUGGUGGUGAUGAGCUCUAUCCAAUCGCCGUCCUCAUCGACGAGCUGAAGCAUGACGAUGUCCUCCUCCGUCUCAAUGCCAUCCACAGACUCUCUACAAUUGCCUUGGCUUUGGGCCCUGAUCGAACGAGGGACGAAUUGAUACCUUUUUUGGAUGACUCGGUGGAGGACGAAGAUGAAGUUCUUACCGCCCUUGCCGAGGAAUUGGGAAACUUCAUUGAAUAUGCCGGCGGUCCAGAAUACGGCCACGUGCUGCUUGCCCCUUUGGAGAAUCUCGCAGCCAUCGAAGAGCCCCUUGUAAGGGACAAGGCUGUGGAAUCUCUCAACAAGAUCUGCGAGCAAUUGUCUGAUCGACAAGUUGAAGAAUACUUCAUUCCCCUCACGAUCCGCCUCUCCAAAGCCGACUGGUUCACCUCCAAGAUCUCGGCCUGCGGACUCUACACAACUCCAUACAAAAAGGCUUCCAAAUCCUCCCAGCAAAGUCUCCGGACGCAAUUUGGACACCUGGUCCACGAUGAGACCCCAAUGGUCAGAAGACAGUCGGCAAACAAUCUUGCCAAGUUCGUCAAAGAAGUGCCCGUUCCCGUCGUGAUUGACGAGAUGAUCCCCCUAUUUCAACAUCUGGCCAGCGAUGAUCAGGAUAGCGUGCGACUCCUCACUGUUGAGGUACUCAUCUCCAUCGCCGAGGCCAUUCCAAAAGAGCAACAACCCAGUCACGGUGUACUUUUGACUGCAUUGAGAAGUCUGUUCGAAGACAAGAGUUGGAGAGUUCGAUACAUGGUCGCUGAGAAGUUUGAAAAGAUUGCAAAGGCGGUCAAUGAAGAAGUCGUCACCAGGGAUCUUGUUCCUGCCUUUGUCAAGCUGCUCAAGGACAGCGAGGCGGAGGUCAGGACAGCAAUUGCAAGCCAGAUCCCCGGUUUCUGCAGUCUCCUUGACCGAGAGACCUUGCUCAACGAGAUCAUGACCAGCGUGGAAGACCUCGUCUCAGAUCCGUCACAACACGUCCGAGCUGCACUGGGUACUCAACUCAGUGGACUGGCUCCUAUCCUUGGAAAGGAUGAAACCAUUUCUCACCUGCUCCCCAUGUUCUUGCAAAUGCUCAAGGACGAGUUUCCAGACGUGCGACUCCACAUCAUCUCCAAGCUGGAACUGGUCAACAAUGUCAUUGGGAUUGACCUUCUGUCUCAAUCCCUCCUUCCCGCCAUCGUUCAGUUGGCCGAAGACAAACAGUGGCGCGUGCGACUAGCCAUUAUCGAAUACAUCCCGUUGCUCGCCAAGCAGCUUGGGGUCAAGUUUUUCGACGAGCAGCUCAGUUCACUCUGCAUGGGCUGGCUGGGUGACACCGUCUUUUCUAUCAGAGAAGCCGCCACACAAAACCUGAAAAAGCUAACCGAAGUGUUUGGCGUGGAAUGGGCCAACAGAUCCAUUAUUCCAAAGGUCAUUGCAAUGAGCCAACAAGAAAACUACCUUUAUAGAAUGACGACAUGCUUUGCUAUUACGACACUCGCGCCGGUGGUGACUUUGAGCAUUAUCGAGGAAAGUGUCUUGCCCAUGAUGAAUCGCCUGGUGGCCGAUCCUAUCCCCAAUAUCCGUUUCAACGUGGCCAAAUCGUACGCUGUCCUCAUCGAUACUCUACGGCAACUCCCUGAAAGCGGCACGAUUGCUGAGAAGGAGGCCAGUGGCGACAGUAGCCCAACGACCCCGCAAGCACAAGAGCUAAUUGAUAACUCUAUUCUGCCAAAUCUCGAGAAGCUCAAGGACGACAGCGACGUGGAUGUGAGGUAUUUUGCUACAAUUGCGGCAGGUGGGUCGACGGCCAACGCAGUGGAACGAAUGGACACCGGACAGUAGACUUCUUUGUGCAUGGAUCGGAUUCUGGGGGAUUUGCCCACGGAUUCGAGCUGUUUGACCCUGGGAGUUUGACCCUGGUGGAAAGAAAGAAAAGAAUCUACAGCGCUGUCAGCAAUGGGGAACAUCUGAUGGAUGGGUAUGGCGGAGUAAAGGACGACGUCGUUGUGGUAGACACCAGACCAGACCUGGUCAUCCUGUAUCGGCGUGUUGGUCGUCACCAAAAAAAAUUGGACCCACGAGACAUAGGAUCCAAUCACGAGGAUGUGGCGCGGCGUGUGAUAUGACGGACGCGGUGUCGGUGUGCGUUCUGUGACAGAUGAAACCUCGUUUUCGAGCCGCGUUGUUAGAGAAAUGGGCGCAUUACCCAGACAAUGACCCUGAAUACUGAAUUUUUGCAUCUCCAAACUGGCUGGGUCGUGUCCUUUGAUUACGACAAUAAAGAUGACACAACUCCAAGACAGGUUUUCUGUACCAGCAGUGCUCCAGAGUGGACACUGCAAUUGGAUAGCUACGGACACGAUCAAGAAAUAGUACUAUUGCCGAGGUGCAUGCUGUGUGUGCCAUGUACAUAUGCGUAGCUGCACAAUUAUAUGGAAUGGUGGUACAAUACGGAUAG
This is a messenger RNA of Exophiala mesophila, 2823 nucleotides long. RefSeq lists its product as uncharacterized. The record is from RefSeq and is a predicted model, not a curated record. Gene Ontology annotation, cellular component: cytoplasm; protein phosphatase type 2A complex. The transcript has 6 exons. Gene Ontology annotation, biological process: protein dephosphorylation. The coding region runs from base 345 to 2207 and encodes 620 amino acids. NCBI's taxonomy places the organism in Eukaryota, Fungi, Ascomycota, Eurotiomycetes, Chaetothyriales, Herpotrichiellaceae. Gene Ontology annotation, molecular function: protein phosphatase regulator activity.